AUGGCCAGUCGUUACUCCAGGCGACUGGUCAAGCCAUUGUUGUACGCUGCGGCUGCAGGUACCGCUGGUGGCGUCAUUCUAUACAUCUCCUACAGACCUCGCAAUAUACCUGGUUCCGCGGGCGCCGUCGUCCCAACGCCUACGGCUGAAGACGGCACCUUCAUACCCCCAAGAUUCCCCCGAAUCAAAACGAGAGAGGAGCAGAUCGCGGACUUGAAACGGAGUGCUGGUUCUACCGGAGGCGGCUCGCUGACACGGAAGGUGAAGGAAAGCUACGACAAUUUACGAGGACAAUCACAAUCAGGCGCGGUGGAAGAAGAUCCCAAGAACUUGGAACCAUACGACGUUCUCAUCGUUGGAGGAGGGGCGACAGGUAGUGGGAUCGCACUUGAUGCAGCCACUCGAGGCUUGAAAGUUGCAUUGGUCGAAAGAGACGACUUUGCUGCCGGAACCAGCAGUAAGAGCACCAAACUUGUCCAUGGUGGCGUGCGGUACCUAGAAAAAGCAGUAUGGGAGCUGGACUGGAACCAAUAUGAGCUGGUCAAGGAGGCUCUGCGGGAGCGGAAAUACUUUCUGCACACGGCACCUCAUCUGUCAAUGUGGCUGCCCAUCAUGCUUCCAGUGCAACACUGGUGGCAGACACCAUACUUUUGGGGCGGUACCAAGUUCUACGACUUCCUGGCUGGAUCGGAAGGGAUAGAGAGCUCAUAUUUUCUGCCCAAAAGCAAAGCGUUGGAUGCAUUUCCCAUGCUGAGGAAGGACAAUCUUUUUGGCGCUUUGGUAUACUACGAUGGAGCGCAUAACGAUUCCCGGAUGAACAUCUCCAUAGCAACGACCGCUGCACUUUAUGGUGCCACGGUCGUCAAUCACAUGGAGGUCACGGGCCUCACGAAAGAUGCUUCGGGAAAACUCAACGGGGCGGUAGUCAAAGAUGUCAUCAAGAGCAAGAAUGGCCAACCCGACGAGCAGUUUGUGAUUCGAGCAAAAGGUGUUAUCAAUGCCACAGGGCCGUUCUGCGACUCGAUCCGCAAACUGGACGAACCCGGUGAACAGGAGAUCGUUGCCCCAAGCUCUGGCGUGCAUGUCGUCCUACCUGGAUAUUACAGCCCGGCAAACAUGGGCCUCAUAGAUCCGUCUACCUCGGAUGGAAGGGUCAUCUUCUUUCUGCCCUGGCAAGGGAACACCAUUGCCGGAACGACCGACGCUCCUACUGAAAUCAGCGAGCAGCCUAUUGCAGGUGAAGAUGAGAUUGGAUGGAUCUUGAACGAAAUCAAAUCCUAUUUGGCGCCCGAUAUCAAUGUGCGGAGAGGAGAUGUCCUUGCAGCAUGGUCGGGCAUACGGCCUCUUGUCAAGGACCCCAAAGCCAAGAAUACAGAGUCGCUCGUUCGCAACCAUCUUGUUACUGUCUCCGACUCCGGGCUGCUUACUUGUGCGGGUGGCAAAUGGACAACCUACCGCCAAAUGGCCGAAGACGCGGUCGAUGAAGCCAUCAAACAUUUUGACCUGCAGACGUCUCCUCUCCUGAGUGCUCCCCGGGUAAGCGGAAGCGAGAUGAUCGAUGAUGCAGCACCUCUCGAUGGAACCUGUCAAACUCAUCAGGUCCGGCUCAUUGGCGCACACGGCUAUUCCAAGACUCUGUUUAUCAACCUGAUCCAACAUUUCGGCCUCGAGACCGAAGUCGCCAAGCAUCUAUGUCAAUCUUAUGGUGACCGGGCCUGGACAGUCGCAGCACUUUCUUCUCCCACUGAAGAACGGUUCCCCGUCCGGGGCAGGCGCAUAUCUGCCCUGUAUCCUUUCAUUGACGGCGAGGUCCGGUACGCUAUACGCCAUGAGUAUGCCCAGACAGCCGUCGACGUUCUGGCGCGACGAACGAGACUCUCCUUCUUGAAUGCGCAAGCUGCGUUGGAAGCUCUGCCCAAGGUCAUCGAUUUGAUGGCUGAAGAGCUAAAAUGGGACAAGAAACGAAAAGAGGUGGAAUGGAAAGAUACCAUGACUUUUCUUGCUUCGAUGGGCUUGCCUAAAAGCAAGCUGAGCAUGACGCGGAAAGACGUGGAAAGUGGAAAGGCUGGGUUUCCUACGGAGUACGAGAGGAAGCUGUAUUCUAGACAUGAUGGACCGGCAGACACUCUCGAGAGCGACUCGAAGCUGAAACCUGGGCAGAAUCCUGGAAUUAGCUAUGAUUCACCCGCGAACAAGUAG
This is a messenger RNA of Endocarpon pusillum Z07020, 2199 nucleotides long. RefSeq names its product Glycerol-3-phosphate dehydrogenase. Lineage: Eukaryota; Fungi; Ascomycota; Eurotiomycetes; Verrucariales; Verrucariaceae. Gene Ontology annotation, molecular function: glycerol-3-phosphate dehydrogenase (quinone) activity. The record is from RefSeq and is a predicted model, not a curated record. Bases 1 to 2199 code for a protein of 732 amino acids. Gene Ontology annotation, cellular component: glycerol-3-phosphate dehydrogenase (FAD) complex; mitochondrion. Gene Ontology annotation, biological process: glycerol-3-phosphate metabolic process. The transcript is spliced from 2 exons.